GUAUUUUCAAGGGGGGAUAUUUCGCUGCUACACGCGAUGUUUUGUUGUUUGCCUUGAAUCGGUCCGAAGUUGCAAUGCAGUAAACACCUAUGAACAAAAAUGAAAGCGAUAAGAAAAACGUUUUAAAUUAGUGCUAGUCAGUUAGCUAUAACAUUCGCCUGUCUGUCUGAAGUUCUGUUAAAAAUGCUGUCAAAUCUGUGACGUAUGGAAAUCUGCGGAACACCACAAGAUAAACAUUGAGGAAGUAGCUAGCUACCUAGAUUGCUAGCUAAUUUGACAGCUGGGUAAGAGCUGUUAGCUGGUUAUGUAGCUGCUGUUUAAUUUAAUAUUUAAUUCGUUUUAAUUCGCAUUUAAUCAUGGACCAAGCAGUCAGCGUCAAUGCAGACCCAUAUAUGCCAUCUGACAGUGAGGGCCAUGGCUCGCGCUGGAGAAAUUGGAGUGGUUUUUGGUUGCUGGGGUUGUGCAAUAACUUUGCGUACGUGGUGAUGCUGAGUGCGGCCCAUGACAUCUUAAAACAACAAGGGUCUCACAACUCCACAUCACCUACCCCUGCCACAGUUGCCUUGCACGUUGAAGGUGGAAACGGUGGAAACAGAAGUAGCUACGACUGCAACCCUGUUUCUACCGCGGCUGUGUUGUUGGCUGAUAUCCUUCCCACUCUCCUCAUCAAGCUCUCUGCUCCAUUCUUCAUCCACAAACUCCCUUAUGGUUUCCGAGUGUUGGUAUGCGUUGCAACAGCGAUUGCAAGCUUCCUUGUGGUGUCCUUCUCUUCUACCGUGUGGAUGAGCACAUUGGGUGUGAUCUUUGCCAGUGUGAGCUCUGGACUGGGAGAGCUCUCCUUCCUCUCUCUCACUGUCUUCUUUAGCAGAGAUGUGUUGGGGGGCUGGGGCUCGGGCACCGGUGGAGCAGGUGUGGCUGGGGCUCUGCUGUACUCUGCUCUCACGCAGGCUGGCCUCUCGCCCAGGGAUACGCUGCUCAUCAUGCUGGUCGUCCCCGUUGCCAUGGUGAUCAGCUAUUUUUUCCUGCUAGUUUUCCCCCCAUCUUUCCCACAGUGGAAAUGCAGGGAGGCGGAGUCUGUGAGGGGCGGUGACUCACAGAGCAGGCGGCCCCUAUUGGAUGGCUCUGAUGAAGAGGAGGAGGAGGAGCGGGAGAAAGGUGCUGAAGGUGUGUUUAUCGUGUCAACAUGUGAAGACAAGGUCACUGGACCACUGACACUUAUUGAGAAGCUACACGUCAUUAAAGGUCUGCUGAGGUUCGUGGUUCCGUUAGGAGUGGUCUACUUCGCGGAGUACUUCAUCAACCAGGGCCUGUUGGAACUCCUGUAUUUCCCAAAGUUCAAUCUCUCCCAUGCAGAGCAGUAUCGCUGGUACCAGACACUGUACCAGGUAGGGGUGUUGGUCUCGCGAUCCUCUCUCUGCUGUGUGAAGAUCAGUAGAAUCUGGGCUCUCUCUCUGCUGCAGUGUGUGAACGCGGUGUUGCUGUUCUUGUCGGUGUACUACCAGUUACUGCCCAGUGCGUGGCUGGUGUUUGUGAUAGUCAUCUACGAGGGGCUGCUGGGAGGAGCUGCAUACGUCAACACAUUCUACUUCAUCAGCAAGGAGACUGGAGACAGACAGAGGGAGUUUGCCAUGGCAACAGCCAGUGUAGGAGACAGUCUGGGCAUCGCCAUCUCCGGCCUCAUAGCUUUCCCAGUCCACAGAUACUUCUGCUCACUGUGAGAGAUAGUAGAGCAAGAAAGACUGGUGGGAAGUGCAAAAUAGGUAGUAUUUCUCAUUGGACAUCUGAAGAAGAGUGGAUGGAAAUUGCUGAUAAUUAUUGUGUUAAUUUUUCGGUUAAAUUAGACUCCUGGCAGAGGUCUGUUCAGACACAUAUCUUCCUGCACCUUAGCAACCUUGUUGGGCGUGUGGUAGAUUCCUCCAUUUACUUAUAAAUCAAAUUGUUAUGACUGGUACUUUCUGGUACAAGUUUCAUAUCACUUCAAAAUAGUUGAUAACUGUCACUAGCCAACUGUAACUGUAAAUACAAAUCUGCAAUCACAAUGUUUUUUAAAUAUAUAUUUUACUACAUUCCAACAUCUAGUAUACUGCUGAAAUCUACAGCCACUAACUUUGUGUCUUUGCUGCUAUUGUUGGGUUGUUAAUUACUGUUAUAAAAUGGUGAAUGCUCUAACUUAACUCUACUAACAGUGUUUACAUGUGGUGGGCUUUUAUGAUCAAUGUUGUAUUUUAUUGUAACUUUUGAAAACGGACCUUAGAUUCUACAAGUGAUUAAAGAUUUGAUUUUGA
This is a messenger RNA of Coregonus clupeaformis (lake whitefish), 2285 nucleotides long. RefSeq names its product CLN3 lysosomal/endosomal transmembrane protein, battenin (gene cln3). Lineage: Eukaryota; Metazoa; Chordata; Actinopteri; Salmoniformes; Salmonidae. The coding region runs from base 357 to 1718 and encodes 453 amino acids. Gene Ontology annotation, biological process: regulation of intracellular pH; lysosome organization. The transcript is spliced from 15 exons. The record is from RefSeq and is a predicted model, not a curated record. Gene Ontology annotation, cellular component: membrane; lysosome.